GCAAAGAUGGCAUCCGGCGUGGGACGGUCUGCUAGUGUCUUGCGAGCUUUUGUGAGCAAUUUUUCUUUGAGGACGCUUUCAAAUGAACACUUUUUGUCUGGACUGCGUUGUGUAUCCUGUCUUCACAAAAGAGGUUAUUCGACCCCAGCCCCCACUGUGAGAGCUCAGUAUGGAGGGAGGCAUACUGUCACACUGAUGGCAGGAGAUGGAGUGGGUCCGGAACUCAUGGGACAUGUUAAGCAAGUUUUCAGGUAUGCAGGUGUCCCUGUGGACUUUGAAGAGAUUCGCUUGGACCGAGAGCACAACGAUUCAGAAGCCUUCAGACAAGCUUUGCUGGCAGUGAAGAGAAAUGGUACAGCCCUGAAGGGGAGCGUAGAGACAGGAAUAGAUUCUCCAACUGGUUCACUAAAUGCACAGUUGAGGACAGAGCUGGAUCUGUUUGCCAGUGUGAUCAAAGUUCAGUCCAUCCCAGGUGUACAGACUAGGCAUGACAACAUUGAUGUGGUGAUUAUCAGAGAAAACACAGAGGGAGAAUACUCUAACCUGGAACAUGAGAAUGUCCCUGGAGUAGUUGAGAGCCUGAAGAUCAUCACAGCUGCCAAGUCCACCAGAAUUGCCAGAUAUGCCUUUAACUAUGCUGUAGAACAUGGAAGGAAAAAAGUCACUGCAGUGCACAAGGCCAAUAUCAUGAAACUUGGGGAUGGUCUGUUUUUGGAAUGUUGCAGAAAGGUUUCAGAGGAAUUUCCACAAAUAGAAUUUGAGUCCAUGAUCAUUGAUAACUGUAGUAUGCAGAUGGUGUCCCGCCCCCAGCAGUUUGAUGUGAUGGUGCUCCCCAAUCUGUAUGGUAACAUAGUGGGGAAUAUAGCAGCUGGACUGACAGGGGGACAGGGAGUGGUGCCUGGCAUGAAUAUAGGAGAGAAUUACGCCAUCUUUGAGUCUGGCACUCGUAACUCAGGGCGCUCUAUUGCUGGCAAGGACAUUGCUAACCCAGCUGCCAUGCUGCUGGCCAGUGCAGAUCUGUUGGAACACAUUGGUUUAAAGAGCCAUUCGGAACUAAUAAGAGAUGCUGUAAUAAAAGUCAUUGUUGAGGAUAAGAUCCACACCCCAGACCUUGGCGGUCAAGCCACCACAGUACAGGUUGUUCAGGCUGUGAUAGGACACGUCAGGGAGAAGACAAAACAAUGAUUUUAACACUGAGCACUUCCUGUUGAGCAUUCCCUGUUUUGUGUACUGCGCCUCAUCUCAUACAUUUCUUCUUGUUUCCUGCUCCUUCAAGGAUCGGCCCAGAUUUCGAGGUGGAGGGAGUGUAGACGGCUUGGUAACAUAGUUAUAUAUGUAGUGGUAACAUGGUAUAGCUGGCACAUGGUAACAUGGUAACACAAACAUGUACAGCACUCACUUGGUAACGGCCAAAAGAAAUGGUAACACAUAACAUGACAGCUAAUACACUGUAAUUACUCUCAAAAUUAAAUCAGAAUUGAUGAAUUUCAUUUUCAGAAAAAAACUUUUCUAGAUAAUACCAGAAAAGGUUUGUUCAAAUGUUUUCAAAACGGAGCAUGUUUUAGCAAGAAACCAAAAGUAAAAUCUUGAAAAUAAAUGAAGACAAAUCAAUUGAGGUGUUUGAACUGGGAUUCCAGGUUUGAAUUUUGUGAAUAAUUACCUUGACAUUUAACAACACAACAUUGACAUUUGCAAUAACAUAGAUUGUGGUAGCUACUACACUUCUAAGAUUUACAGUAAAAUAGUAUAUACGUAUACAAAUAUAAUAGUAAACAGUGCAACACUACAUGUAUGUGAUGCAUGCAAUAUCAUUAACAGCUUUUAGCAGUAUAAUGGUAACAUAGUUUAAUAUUUAACUAACUCAGACAUGUAUACCAUUUCACCAAUUAAUGCUAUUUCAUGCUAUUAUUGAACCUUUCUAAUACCAUAUCUAAAGGUGCACUGACAAUGAAGAUAGGUAGGUCCUAGUUAAGUGGGCUCUCACCAUAGGCAGCAAGUGAGUCCUUUUUUCCCCAAAUUAAGUCAUGUUAUGCCCAGCAGAGGACAUGGUGGUCAACGAAAAAUGGAGGGAAUCCACUUUCUGCCUAUGAUGAACUUAUUUGAAUGAAACGGCUCGAUGGAGAAGGGUUAUACAAAGAAAGGUCUAUCUAUCUUCAGUGUUAAUGAUGCCUCACAUGCUUUUGAGUCUUAAUAAGCAAAUAGUGUCACACAUUUGGUGGGGCAGACAUAAAAACAAAUAUUAUAAAUGAAGUCAGUAUUGACUUCGUAAUAGACAAAACGGGACUCAACUUUUUGGUAACUGUACUUCUUAACACCAUUAGAUCCCUUACCAUGAAUGGAUGUGGGCUUUUAACAUUACAAAAAGUUAUUUGAAUUGAAUUGAAAUACCAGGGAAAUUGUUUAUUAUUUUUAAUUUAUUUUUAUGCAGUCUCAUUGUGUGUUGGGUUACAUUGUAUAUACCGGAGCACAAUUUGUAGCUCUGGUGGUGCAUUGAGCGUCUUUGAUCAGCAUUGUUAUUAAUUAAGUUUAAAGAUGUGGUAUUAAACAUGGAUAUCUUUCUUUGAAAGUUCAUGUGUUUGUAGUACUUACAUUGUAUAGAAGUUAAGUGUGCACAUUUUGUACAUAUUUGAAAUUAAUAAAGUUGCACACAGUUUCAUGUUUUUCUGCAGGUGUAUAGAGCAAUGUGGGUUUGGUCCAAAGAAUAAAGUUUACAGUUUUUUUGUAAAAUUAUACUACAGUCUUAUAAAAUGAUACUUAUUAGUUACUUGCACAGAAAUAUAUGGGAUGUACUUUUUUAUCUGGGUUAUCACACUACUGGACUUGUAAUAUUAGUAGAGCAAAAUAUCUCAAGCUUAAUGACAUUGGCCAAAAAUCGAACAUUUAUUUAUUAUUAAUAUAAUCAGUCUGAUGUUGAACUGACAGAUUGUAAAUAUUUAUAUUAUUCAGCAUUAUU
Molecule: messenger RNA, 2953 nt
Organism: Lingula anatina
Lineage: Eukaryota; Metazoa; Brachiopoda; Lingulata; Lingulida; Lingulidae
Product: isocitrate dehydrogenase [NAD] subunit gamma, mitochondrial
Biological process (GO): tricarboxylic acid cycle; isocitrate metabolic process
Cellular component (GO): mitochondrion
Source: RefSeq, a predicted model, not a curated record